AUGACGAAGUCCCCAGCUAGCGAUGACCACGCAGAGACUCGAAUGGGAAGCGGGAGUUCCUCAAGAACACCCAGGGGAGAGGCCGAAAGGGGUGUUCGCCCGUGGGACCGGCAAGUAUGGCCAGAGCAUACGCGGCCGCUAGAGCAAGGUCACGGCGCUGCGCCUAGAGGGAAUCCAGACAGGGAGCGCUGGCAAGCGACGGCAUCACCUGAGGGUCGGGGUACGAGCGUGGGCAUGAGCGAAAGUCGUGCUAGCAUAGGAACCAGUGGAAGAAGAAGGAAGAGGAUGUGGGCGGGCAGUGAAGACGAAGAUGAUAACGCCUCUCCAACGUUACCCAGCGUACAGAUUACUCCCGCUAUACGGGAGCCUCGAGACCACCGAACGUUUGGCAAUGCCUACGCCCCAUAUAGUAAGCCGGCGGAGAAGGCGGAGGCCUCCUUGCCGGCAAAGGGCAAAGGAAGGCGAUUAGAGACGGAAGCCGCGUCGUCAGUCGCCGAGAGUAGCAUAGCAACGUCAAGAAGAGACGAAGCGGACACCGGUAGGAUUGGAUCCAAGCGCCCAGCGCGGGCUAGAGAGAAGAAGGGGAAGUUAUUGAACGAACAAGAACGCAAGGAAAUGCUCGAGGCUGACAAAUGGGCGAAGAAUAUACUAGAGGAAGAUAUCGUGCUACCAAUUGGUACAAGCAUCGUCAAAUAUGCGGAGAGAUAA
Messenger RNA from Pleurotus ostreatus (oyster mushroom), 708 nucleotides. RefSeq lists its product as uncharacterized. The coding region runs from base 1 to 708 and encodes 235 amino acids. The record is from RefSeq and is a predicted model, not a curated record. Lineage: Eukaryota; Fungi; Basidiomycota; Agaricomycetes; Agaricales; Pleurotaceae. The transcript is spliced from 3 exons.